AUGAGCUGCUGUGAAAAAGCAAAGGCCGCCCUUCGACCUGUUAUGGAAGAAUUGUGGAAAUGUUUUGAGGAGCGAAACUAUGACAAGGCCAUCGAGUUAUAUCAUCCGCAUGCGGUUCUUGUCGAAAGAGGAAAAAGAGGGUUCUACGGGAAAGACGAUAUCAAGAAGCAAUUUAUCGACUAUGACAAGCAAAAAGGAAAAUGUACACUGAAGUCUUGGAAUGACGAACACUACCAAAUGACAGAGGACUAUAUCAUUGUUGAUGGCCAUUACGAAACACAAACGGAAAAAGCCGGCGUUAUAAAAGGAGAGUUCAACAUGAUUUGGAAGAAAUCGAAUGGCAAAUAUCUGGUGAAACGUGAUGAGUACACUGAGAAUUAA
Cylicocyclus nassatus is the source of this 381-nucleotide messenger RNA. The record is from the annotation of a GenBank genome assembly. Lineage: Eukaryota; Metazoa; Nematoda; Chromadorea; Rhabditida; Strongylidae.